AUGGAUCCAAACAAAUGGACAGAUGCAACAGUUCAAAUGUUCAAAGAAUCACAAGAAAAAGCAUUUGAAAGAAAGAAUGCAUAUAUCAUGCCAAUUCACAUGAUGAAUGCAAUUGUUGAAGAAGAGUCGAAUAUUAUUAUCCGAAUAGUCGAGAUGAUGGGAGGUGAUGUUAGUAAAAUGAAGAAAGAAAUACAAGAAGGAAUGAAUAAGAUUGCAGUUCAAAAUCCACCACCAGUAGAAAUUGGACUUCAUCCAACAACACAACAAGUGAUAAGACGAGCAAUAGAGAAACAAAAGACAAUGGGAGAUACAUAUCUUGCAGUUGAUGUGAUAGUAAUGUCAUUGAUGGAAGAGAAAGAAAUUAGUACGAUAGUAGGAAAUAGUGGAAUUAAUGUUCUGGAAUUUAACAAAAAGAUAAUGGAAAUGAGAAAAGGACAAAGUGUAGAAACAAAAGAAGCAGAGAGUCAAUAUGAAGCAUUGAAGAAAUAUGGAAAUGAUUUAACGGCACAAGCAGAAAGUGGGAAGAUGGAUCCCAUCAUUGGAAGAGAUGAAGAAAUUAAACGAGUUAUUCGUAUUUUAUCAAGACGAACGAAAAAUAAUCCA
Molecule: messenger RNA, 603 nt
Organism: Entamoeba histolytica HM-1:IMSS
Lineage: Eukaryota; Evosea; Mastigamoebida; Endamoebidae
Product: heat shock protein 101, putative
Exons: 1
Biological process (GO): cellular response to heat
Cellular component (GO): cytoplasm
Molecular function (GO): ATP hydrolysis activity
Source: RefSeq, a predicted model, not a curated record